CAGUUUAGGGGGUAAAUGCUAGCACGUUGGCCACCUUUUAGCAUAACGUGUUUUUCCACGUUCUUUUUUAUUGGUCGGUGAGUGAGCGUCCCUGAAAACUCGUGGAUGCUUCUACGCUCAGCUGGCUUUUGUACAAUGUGCCCGAUGCGCUGAGGCGCACCUCCACCUCGCCAUGAUUGAAGUUUGAUAGGCAAUCAAUCAGGUAGACAUGGCAUCAUCACCUGUAGUCUGGUAGAACCUACUAAUUUACUAGAAAGGUGGAUAACAUUUACCAGACGCCAAAAUGUGCUACAGAGGACGGCGUUGUGCAAUUAUUCGACGAUGUCAUUCGUGACGAUGGUUUUCUAGCAGGUAAGCUAGUAAACAUUAGCAGGCUAGGUGCUUCGAUAAAAUCUGUGAGACUCUUCUGAGGAACCUGUGGUACUUCUACGAUGACGCUACAUAGCUGAAGGAGCUGUUAGUUAUAUAGAUGCACAGGGCUGGUUGAUCACCUGAUUUUCACCUGGCUGAAAUAACAUGUUUGGACUAGCGCAGUCUCGUGUGCUGGAAAAUUCCUGACUUGAUUCCUCAAGGGUGGAGUCCUGCUUCUGCGUCUGCAGCAACGAACGUACGCGCCCAGGGGGAUUGGCAAGUGCCGGCAAUAGUGGGUCUUCUUGUGACAAUCACUUGCAUGACCGACCGACCGACCGACCAACCUGUGGACACAAUUUGCUUGUCAGUGUUACCAACCACUUCUGUUUUCCACGGGAUCUCUAGUUCCCUUGACGGCAAGGCUGUACUUAGAGAGAAGAAUUUCUUGUAAUAUCCACCCGGCUAAACAGAAAUGCUUCAUGCAGCACAAGGUGGAGAAUCACCAUUGCAGGGUCUUGACAUCCCACAACCUGACGUCCUUUUCCACAAACGGUUGUGUGUACCACUGGCCAUGCCGCCCACAUUUUGUCUACCUCGACUUUCAAAACCAAUAUGGAUUUCUGGCCAAAGGGUUAAGAUUAGUCUGUCAAACCAAAUGUUGUAAUCCUUUUGCUUACCCGUGAGACACAUUAAGUUAGUGUGUCUAAUGCGGAAAUGUGUGCGGGAGAGACAUCAUCUUUAUCAUCUUGGACGUUCUGAAGAGAGAGAGAGGGGCUUGCAAGAGAGGGAGGUCCAACAAGGAGGAAAUAAGAGCAAAGGGGGUGACGUAAAGCAAGUGGCCUGUCGAUCAGCCCCGGUCACAUGCAGAACGCCGCCAUGGCCCCUAAGACUGGCAGCGGUACAGAGGCCGCAUGUGGUGCAGAUGAAGCAGCGGCGGAGCUGCCGGAUAAACGUCCUGGCCCAGGCGGUGGCAAUGACGGCUUCCUCCUCCUUAAAGGGGAGAAGGAGAAGAAAGAUGCCGAGAGCCAAGACGGGUCGACCAGUGACGCCGCUGAUGCCACUCCUGGCCGCCGCACCCCGAUGUCCAAGUGGGUGAUGAACGGCGCGAUCAUGUUCGGCAGGGAAUUCUGCUACGCCAUGGAGACGGCCCUGGUGACUCCUGUGCUGCUGCAGAUAGGUCUGCCGGAGCAGUACUACAGCCUGACAUGGUUCCUGAGUCCUGUACUGGGUCUCAUCUUCACCCCUCUGAUUGGCUCGGCCAGCGACCGCUGCACCCUGAAGUGGGGCCGACGGCGGCCCUUCAUCCUGGCCCUGGCGGUCGGCGUGCUGCUGGGUGUCGCCCUCUUCCUCAACGGCUCAGUCAUCGGCCUGGCCGCGGGAGACAGGGUUGGCAAGCAGCCCAUUGGCAUUGUCCUGACUGUGCUGGGCGUGGUGGUGCUAGACUUCGCUGCGGACGCCUCGGAGGGCCCCAUCCGGGCUUACCUGCUGGACGUGGCCGACACGGAGGAGCAGGACAUGGCCCUCAACAUUCAUGCUUUUUCAGCAGGGCUGGGUGGAGCGGUGGGCUACAUGCUGGGCGGCCUGAACUGGACCAACACGGCACUGGGCCGAGCUUUCGGGGCCCAGGAGCAGGUGCUUUUCUUCUUUGCCGCCAUCAUCUUCACCGUGUCCGUCACGCUGCACCUGUUCAGCAUCCAGGAGCAGCCGUACAGCCGGCAGCAGCAGCAGCAGCAGCAGCGCUUCAGCCUGGACAGCGAGGAGAACGCCGACGAGCUGUCGGUGGGACGUGUCAGUCUGCCCAAGCUGGACCUGAUCGGGGAGGAGGAUGAGUCGGUGCAAGGUGGUGACGAGCUUCCCGAGCGCUCGGGCCAGGACGUGCAGAUGGACUUCCUGAGCGUGGACAUGGUGCGCAGCAAGAGCGACUCGGUGCUGGCCAUGCCGGACGCCACCAUCCAGCUGGACCCAGACCUGGAUCUGGACCGGACGCUGGGUCUGAUCCCUGACGUGGACUCGCCGUUUCUGUCGAUCGAGGGCGACUCGGUCUUCCAGGACGCCUUCCAGCCGGCCCCGUCGUCAACGCAGACCGUCGGCAGCAGUCAGCGUUCGCUGGCCAGGGGCUCCGUCACCCGGGAGGAGCGGCACUCCACCGGGUCCAUCAGGACUAGGAACGGAGCCCUGGUGGUGGCAGCCGGCUCGAGCCCCGGGGCCAGCGAUCCUCCUCCGGUCGGCACUGGCAACCAGCAGCAGCAGCAGCUGGGCGGCAGGGUGGGCCAACGCCUCGCUGCCCCUGCCGCUCUCGCUCCCUACACACGCCACAGACACUUCUCCUUCUACCGGCAGCCCUCGUUCACCUUCUCCUACUACGGCCGGGUGGGCUUCCACCGGCGACAGCGCGCCCGCGCGGGGGCGAUGUCUCCGGCCACGCGCGUCAUCACCUCCACCCAGAGCAUGAGCGACCUCUACGAGAUAGGCCGCCGUCGGCCGAAGCGGCGUCAUCACCGGUCGCCGCGGAGACCGCGGCCUCGCGGCACCUCGGAGUCGAGCAGCUCGAGCGAGGAGGAGAGCGAGGACGGGGAGGGCGAUCAGGACCUGGGCACCACCGUCAAGCUGCUGUGGCUCUCCAUGCUGAAGAUGCCCCGGCAGCUGGCACGCCUCUGCCUCUGCCACCUGCUCACCUGGUUCGCCAUCAUGGCCGAGGCCAUCUUCUACUCUGACUUCAUGGGCCAGGUCAUCUACGAGGGAAAGCCCACGGCUCCGGCCAACUCCACAGAGUUUCAGAACUACCACAAAGGGGUUCAGAUGGGCUGCUGGGGGCUGGUGAUCUACGCUGCCACAGCAGCUGUCUGCUCCGCUGUACUCCAAAAGUAUCUGGACAACUUCGACCUCAGCAUCAAGAUCAUUUACAUGAUGGGCACUUUAGGGUUCGCUGUGGGGACUGCCGUGAUGGCUAUCUUCCCCAACGUCUACGUUGCCAUGGUGAUGAUCAGCACGAUGGGCAUCUUUUCCAUGAGUAUCUCCUACUGUCCCUAUGCCCUGUUGGGCCAGUACCACGAAAUAAAAGAGUACGUCCUCCACAGCCCUGCCAACUCCAGAAGGGGCUUUGGCAUCGACUGUGCCAUCCUCACUUGCCAGGUAUACGUGGCCCAGAUCUUGGUGGCGUCGGCUCUGGGCGCGGUGGUGGAUGCCGUGGGCACGGUGAGGGUCAUACCCAUCAUGGCCUCGGGAGGCUCGCUCCUGGGCUUCCUCACCGCCACCUUCCUCGUCAUAUACCCUGACCUGCCUGACGACGAGGAGAGUGAAGAUGAGGAGGAGGAAGAAGAGGCCGCUUGUAUUCGCAGAGACCCCAGCGUCACGGUCAUGGAGUGCCACCUUGAUGACAAACCCAGCGGCCUGGCACUUAGAAACAAUAGCUGUAAGCUGAAGAUGGAAUCUUCCAUUUGAAAAUUUUCAACAAAGCCGUGAAAAUCUCACGACUGCACUACCUGUCCUUCGACUUAAUCCUUUUAGGGGUUCGGUUGUAUUAAACACUUAAGCAAAAAAAGGGGGUUCUAAUUAUAAUGUCUUGGAGGGAUGUUUAACCAGAGAUGGUGGAAAGGGAAAAUGUUUGGUUUAACUGAAAGUUCAAUGGGAGCAGUAGAAUGUGCAAGUAAAAUUCUAGAAGGACUUUUUUGCUUACUCCUCAAAGGGUUAAGAAUGGACUACGGAGCGUAGACAAUGCUGUGAGGUUUGGGAGGAGACCUCUUCUUUUUAUGAUUAUUUUGAUGUGACCAAGGUGUACAUCUGACUCCUUUAUAGCCAGAAGAAUCUAGCCAAGCCCAGAAUCUCAUCCUAGUGUUCUGAGGGCUUCAUACGUUCAUCUACUAAGAGUGCCUUCCUCGCCAUCAAGGACAAAGCAGCUCAUGUUGAGCCUAGUUGCCAAUACAAUCAAGGUUACCAGUUGAAAUAGAGGGUCAUUUUUUUACCAAAUGCCUUUUAAAUGAAACUUUCUGUCUUGCACAAAUAGUCGUGACCAAAACAAAAAAGCCUUUGUGUCUUCUGUUGUCCACUGUUCUGAAUGUCUUAUUGCAUUAUGUUUCUGUAGUAUCUUUUUUUUUUACAUUCCAUUCAGAAUUUCUAUUUCGAGGAAAUCACUGGAAAUCAGAAAGUGCCAGCACAUAUUUGUGUGACCGCUCCGAAGUCUCUCGUGUUGAGUUGCCAACUUUCCCCACCUGAUCUUGCCUUACACCAGAGAGCAACUGGCAGUGCCCGUACAAAAUCCACACCAGCCUCGGGGAACACAAACACACUACUCUCUAAUCUCCCAAAUACUCUGGAUCAUGCCAAAAAAAAAAAAACCUGCAACUAUAGGCGUAAGGGAAUCAAGAUUUCAAAAAAAAAAUGUUGGGAGAAUAUAAGUGAUAAUCGCUUUUUAGUUUGUUAUCAAUACCAUGUUUUGGUUGGUUUCAAAACCAUGUUUGGAUGAUUUAGGCUCAACUGUUGUAAGGCUGCAUGAUUUCUGGAAUGCAUUCUGUUCCUGUUCAGGCCUGUAAAUUUGCCUGUAAGAGUGCCAACUUCCAUGCUUAAGAAAGAAAUGACAGUGGACCUACCUACCCACCUACCGGGACAUAAUGUACACUACGGACCUAUGAGCGUUGUAAGAACCUGUGUUCGUGAUUAUAUUACACGCUGUGGUAUAGGCCUAAAUAUAGGCCCGCUCAAUGCAUAGUUUAAACCACGAUCCCUCCAAAAGCUAUGCACCUGCUGUUUCUGCAAUGAUUGUGGUUUAUCAGCAAAGGUAAGAACUAUAGGACCAAUUUCGACAUUGACAUGCUUGAUUUGUCAUUCAUGAUAUUGUUUUGAUCUACCAAAAGAGCUGAUCUUUGUACCGUGUUCACUGUAUUGACCGUGUGCUGCUGCAGAAACUCAAGAAUUCUUAUAUUUAAAGGGAAAGAAAUCAUUUGUAUUUAGAGAUGUAAUUUUUUGUAGUUAUUGUAUAAAACCAACGUGUGCUGUGUUGUAGUGCUGCUGUGAAAAAAAAUAUUUUGUUGGCACUGAGGAAUGGAAAGUGCUGUGUUUUUGUUAAUUAAAUAAGUUUUGCAGUUCA
This is a messenger RNA of Engraulis encrasicolus (European anchovy), 5434 nucleotides long. It is a transcript of the gene slc45a4b, whose product is annotated as solute carrier family 45 member 4b. Gene Ontology annotation, cellular component: membrane. The coding region runs from base 1213 to 3792 and encodes 859 amino acids. Gene Ontology annotation, molecular function: sucrose:proton symporter activity. The record is from RefSeq and is a predicted model, not a curated record. NCBI's taxonomy places the organism in Eukaryota, Metazoa, Chordata, Actinopteri, Clupeiformes, Engraulidae. The transcript has 10 exons. Gene Ontology annotation, biological process: transmembrane transport.